AUACCCGCCAUUCCCUCUGGGUAAUACUUUUUCUCUCCAAUCCUCAAAUCUCCAUUCUUCUUCAUCACAAACCCUGAAAUUGAUAUAUAUAUGCAUGUAUAGUCCAGUGUAUAAGUAAUGGGUAUCAAAGAUCUUCUCAGGUUCAUGAAACCCCAUAUUGAACCCAUUCACAUCAAGAAGUAUGCGGGCAAGCGGGUGGGUAUUGAUGCUUAUUCAUGGCUUCACAAGGGAGCAUAUUCAUGUAGCAUGGAGCUUUCUCUCAAUAUGGAGGGUGAAAAGAAAUUUCAGUACUUGAACUACUUUAUGCACCGAAUCAAUCUGCUCCGUCACCAUAAGAUCAUUCCGGUGGUUGUUUUUGAUGGCGGGAAUAUCCCCUGUAAGGCUACCACUGAGAACGAGCGACACAGGAGAAGAAAAGCCAACCGUGAUUUGGCUAUGGAGAAGCUCAAGGAAGGCAAUUUCAAUGCUGCCUCUGAGCUCUUCCAGAGGGCAGUGAGUAUCACUCCAUCAACAGCACAUCAACUGAUUCAGAUUCUGAGAUCAGAGAACAUUGAAUUUGUAGUAUCUCCAUAUGAAGCUGAUGCACAAUUAGCAUACCUAUCCAGCCUUGAAGCAGAAAAAGGUGGAAUUGUAGCAGUGAUUUCAGAGGACAGUGAUCUAUUGGCAUAUGGCUGUCCAGCUGUUGUCUUCAAGAUGGAUCGCUAUGGCAAUGGUGAAGAGAUAGUGCAAAACAAGGUUUUUGAGUCAGCAUCUUGUGUGCCUUCCUUCCAAUGUUUUGAUAAAGAGCUUUUCACAGGCAUUUGCGUAUUAGCUGGCUGCGAUUUUCUUCCAUCUGUUCCUGGAAUUGGAAUUACGAAAGCUUAUUCUUUGGUUUCCAAGUACCGGAACUUGGAUCGUGUUCUAUCCAUCUUAAAGUUUGAGAAGCGCAAUCAAAUGCCUGAAGAUUAUUCAAAAUUGUUCAGAGAAGCAGUUGCAGUUUUCCAGCAUGCCCGAAUAUACGACGCUGACUCUAAGUGCCUCAAACACCUAAAACCUCUUCCAGAAAAGCUUUUGCAGUCUCUAGAUGAAGGCCUUGAUUUCCUGGGGCCAGAAAUGCCACCAUCAAUAGCAGCUGCAAUUGCUGAAGGUAACUUGGAUCCAAGUACCAUGGAGGCCUUUGAUCACUUUCCCAGUUCUGCAACUCAUCUCAAUCCUACUACCAAAAACCAGACUUUUGAUCAAUUCCCAAGACAUGAGGCCACUGCCAUAUCUACAGAAGAGUGCUGCUUUUCUGUUGUUUCCUCUCACAAAGUCAAAAAAGAAAGAACUGCAGUAAUGGGGCAGAAAAUCGUGAUAGAAGAAAGCAAAUACUUACAUGAAGCUACAGUGCUGGAGAAGUUGGUAUGCCCUUUGAAUGCUCGAUCUACAGAAGAAAAUGAGACAGCUAUUGACAAAAUUCACCUAAAAGUUCCUGACAACAACCCGUUCAGAAAGCGAAAACUUGUUGAAGUUGAGUUGGAUCAGUGUGAGAAUGUUACUGAACAAGUUUCAGAGGUGACUGAGGUUGAGAACUCGGAAAUCUUAUGUAUGACACCAGAAUCACAAGAGAGUGUAGAUUCUAAACCUAUUAUCAAGACAAGUGAUGGGAAAAUGAGAGCCAAAAAUGAGAAGUUGAAGAGAAGGAAUUGCCAAAGUUCAGAAAACAAGAAUAGCAGUAUUUUAAAUUUCUUUUCUCGAGUGUAAUAUUUUUUGGUUAUAAAUUUAAAAUUUUGUGAUUAUGAGAAACUUGGGCUCCGUUUAGUUAGGGUUUCAAA
Camellia sinensis is the source of this 1793-nucleotide messenger RNA. Its product is annotated as 5'-3' exonuclease family protein. Gene Ontology annotation, molecular function: metal ion binding; protein binding; 5'-flap endonuclease activity. The record is from RefSeq and is a predicted model, not a curated record. NCBI's taxonomy places the organism in Eukaryota, Viridiplantae, Streptophyta, Magnoliopsida, Ericales, Theaceae.